AUGGAGAAUCAAGCUGAUAACAAGUUCACAUGGGUGAUUGAGAAUUUCUCUACUUUACAAUCUCAGGUCGUUUCUUCUGAUGAAUUCGUCAUCGGUGGCUGCAAAUGGCGUCUUCUCGCGUAUCCAAAGGGAUUUAAUAAGAGUGGUUAUUUCUCUCUGUUUCUCGAAGUCGCUGAUUAUAAAUCAUUGCCAAGUGGAUGGAGAAGACAUGCAAGAUAUCUCCUGACAAUUGUUAACCAAAAUUCCGGAAAAUGCUCCAAACGAAACGAAGCAAACAAAUGCUUUGAUCAUAAGAUUCCUGGUUGGGGUUUGUCAGCUAUGCUUCCCCUUACCAAACUUCAUGACGAAGAUAGUGGAUUUCUUGUGAACGAUGAAGUCAAGAUUGUUGCGGAAGUUGAGGUUCUUGAAGUUAUCGGCAAAUUGGAUGUAUUGGAGGAAAGUGAAGAGGCAAACCAAUCUCUAAAGAGGAUCAAGCUAGAUUAUGAUAGUGCGGAUUCUAUUAAUUUGCACAAGGAAAUUUCACCGGUAAUGGAGAGCAUUGAUGUCAAUGGGUUUCAAGUUCUUCCUUCACAAGUGGAUUUUGUGAGGCGUAUUUUCGAAAAACAUCCAGACAUUGCAUUAGAAGUCCGUCCAAAGAACCAAUAUUUGAGGAAAGCAUGCAUGAAUUUCCUUCUCAGCUUAAUCGAGACGUUGUGCCAAUCACUUCAGGAGCUCUCCAAUGAAGAUCUUGUCGAAGCAGACAUCGCGCUAACAUACUUGAAAGACGCGGGGUUUAAGUUGGAUUGGUUGGAGAUAAAGCUGGACCAAGUAAAAGAAAAGAAGAAGGAAGAGGAGAUCAACGAGGCUCGGAUGCAAGAGCUAGAAAAAGAAUUGAUGGACAUUAAGAAAACAUGCUUAGACAUGGAAGCUUUGUUGGAGAAAGAGAAGGCAAACAUGUUUGCUGCUAGAAGAGCUUCUCUAACGUUGGAAGAUGUUGUCUGA
This is a messenger RNA of Arabis nemorensis, 981 nucleotides long. Lineage: Eukaryota; Viridiplantae; Streptophyta; Magnoliopsida; Brassicales; Brassicaceae. The record is from the annotation of a GenBank genome assembly.